GCGCCAGCGGUUGCAAAUUUUGAUGUCAGUGUCAUAAUACCGGAAACUUCGUUCAACACCUCCUUUGGAAGAAGCGUUUGCCGGGUUCGCCGGUAUCUGUAAUUUUUAUUGUUUGGGUGAUUAGUGUUUAUUUUACAGAAUAUAAGUACAAAUGGCUCCACGUACAGCAAAAGCUAAGAAGGCUGCUGAAGCUAAAGUUACAGUAAAUGAAGCACCAAAGAAAGGCAGGGGUAAAGCAAAAAAUGAAGUAGAACCAGAGCAACAAGAUGAAAAAAUUGAGGUUAUUGAAAAAAAGGCUAAACGAGGAAAAAAAAAUGAAAAUAAUGAUGAAGAAAAGUCGAAUGGUGUGAAUGAAGAAACUGCACCACCUGCCAAGAAAGGAAGAGCAAAGAAAAAUCCUACACCAGUUGAAGAAAAACCUAUUACUAACACUGAUAACUCUGCUGAAGAGUCUGGCACUCCUGCAGAAGAAAAUGAACAUGAUAAUGAAGAAUUAGACACCAAUGGACAUAGAGGAGAGGUUCCUCCCACAGCAGUCAAGGGACGCAAGAAGGCUGUAAAGAAAGAAACUGCUGAAACAAAAAUUAAAGAGAACAUGCGUGGUAAAAAAGUGAUCAAAGAAGACAGUACUGAAAGUCAGCCAGCUAAAAAAGAAAUUGAAGAAAAACCUAAAGGAAGGGGUAGAGAUCGCAAAGUACAACCAAAACCAGAAUCUGAAGAAAAGUCUGAUAAUGAAGAUGAGCCUAAACCUGAGCCAGCUGAAAAACCAGUGACUAAAGGAAGGAAAAAGGCUCCAACUAAAGCUGAAAAAGCAGCAUUGGAGGCAGAAAAGAUGGCCAAUGAAGUUGCAGACAAGUCCAAGGAAUCGGAAACUAAUGAAGAGAUUGCUGAGACUGAAUCCAUUGACAGUAAGACUGAUGAGAAAGGCGAAGGUGAUGUUAAAGGUGAUAUUGAGCCUAAAAAGGGUAAGAAAGGUGGGAAGAAAGCCCAAGCCAAAGAAGAUAAAAGUGAGAAUGCUUCAGAGAAAAAUAAAAAUGGAAAAGAUGCUAAGGAUGAUGAAGAAAUGGAUUUAGAAGCAGUAGUUAAACCUCCAAAAGCUAAACGUGGUCAGAAAAAGGCAGUUGAAAAACCUGUUGAGCCUGAAGAUGUCCCUGAUACUGGGGAGCCAACAUCCAAACGCAGGCGUAAAGCUGCAGAAGAUAAGGUUGAGGAUACUAAAAAGAAGGUCAACAAGUCAGCAACUGAUUUUGAAUCCAUAGACUUUUCAAAUACAUCUAAAAACCCACAGGGUAAGGAAUGGAAUUUCAAAAUUUCCUGUUGGAAUGUGGACGGUAUUAGAGCUUGGUUAGGGAAAGGAGGCUUAGAUUAUAUAAAAUAUGAGAAACCUGACAUACUGUGCCUGCAAGAAAUAAAGUGUGCGCGUGAUAAAUUACCUGAGGAAGUUACAAAUAUUCCUGGUUACCAUGCAUAUUGGUUAUGCAGUGAUAAAGAGGGUUAUGCUGGAGUAGGAAUAUAUACUUCGAAGCUUGCAAUGAAUGUGCAAUAUGGCCUACAGAAUGAGGAAUUAGAUGAUGAAGGUCGAAUAAUAACAGCGGAAUAUGAACAAUUUUAUUUAAUAUGUACAUAUGUACCAAAUGCUGGUCGGAAAUUGGUUACAUUGCCUAAAAGACUGAAGUGGAAUGAAGAAUUUCGUAAAUAUGUUAAAGCGCUGGAUGAAAAGAAACCUGUAAUUAUAUGUGGCGAUAUGAAUGUAUCACAUAAUGAAAUAGAUUUAACCAAUCCAAAAACAAAUAAAAAGAAUGCUGGAUUCACGGAAGAAGAGCGCGCCGGUAUGACCCAGCUUCUUGCAGAUGGAUUUGUUGACACUUUCAGACACAUAAAUCCAGAUAAAACUGGUGCUUACACUUUUUGGAGCUAUAUGUUUAAUAGUCGAUCGAAAAAUGUUGGAUGGCGCCUAGACUAUUUCAUUAUGUCUGAAAGACUUCUGCACUCUCUCUGCGACAGUGUCAUCAGGGACAAAGUGUAUGGGAGUGAUCAUUGUCCUAUUAGUCUCUUCCUACAUCUUAGUACUGCAGACAAACCCAAGGAAUAGAUGACUAAUAAAAUGAUUACAAGUGUUUUUCAAACUUAAUAUUUGAACAAAAUUAUAUAAUUUAUAACAAUGAUAUAAAAAAAUAUUUUGUAUUUUUAAAAGAUUGUAAGCAGCCUUAACAUUUCGCGUUCAUAAAAUGUUAAGAAUUAUCAAAACAACAUUUUGGAAAUAACAAUAUUUCGUAAUUGUAUCAUAAUAUAGCAUUUUUUUGUAUGUACAAAAAAAGAAACACGUGAUUAUGCUAAAAUGAGUGGUAAAUAAACGCAAUAGUAAAGACAAAUGCAAAGUUUGAAAAAUAUUAUAUGUUUUUUAUUUGGAAACUGGGAUAGUUAUAAUAACUGUAAACAUUUCAGCUUUAGCUAAUUAAGAAUAAUAUGUUUGUACAAAUUGGUUGACAAUCUCAGUGUUUUGUUAAAACGAUUCAAUAUGACAGCUCAUUUUGAGAAUAUUAUUUUUGUUAAAAACAUUUACAAUUCAUGCAGUUAAUUAUAGACAUUGUUCUGAAAAAGUAUUUUAUUUAUUUUUAAAUUACAUUCGCAACAAAAACAAUUCUCAAGUCAAUCUAACUAAAUCUAGUAAUCAAGAAUCUAACAAAAUUAUGAAGAAUAGUUAGAUAUCAAUCUCUCCAACAUGUUUGUAAAUUGACACAACUCUUUAAAUUUUCGAUGAAACUAUGUCUCAAUACAUAACCAGUCAAAAUAAGAUUUAAAAAAAAUCGAUCCAUUCAUAGCAAUUUAUCAAUAUUGAGUACAAAAUAUCUUUAUCUAAUUCAAUUUACAUGUCCUGUUCUGCUUUAGUAAUAGAUGUUCUUUU
This is a messenger RNA of Zerene cesonia (dogface butterfly), 2905 nucleotides long. RefSeq names its product DNA-(apurinic or apyrimidinic site) endonuclease-like. NCBI's taxonomy places the organism in Eukaryota, Metazoa, Arthropoda, Insecta, Lepidoptera, Pieridae. Gene Ontology annotation, cellular component: nucleus. Bases 152 to 2092 code for a protein of 646 amino acids. The transcript has 6 exons. Gene Ontology annotation, molecular function: endonuclease activity; DNA-(apurinic or apyrimidinic site) endonuclease activity; phosphoric diester hydrolase activity. The record is from RefSeq and is a predicted model, not a curated record. Gene Ontology annotation, biological process: base-excision repair.